This is a messenger RNA of Dovyalis caffra, 2349 nucleotides long. Lineage: Eukaryota; Viridiplantae; Streptophyta; Magnoliopsida; Malpighiales; Salicaceae. The record is from the annotation of a GenBank genome assembly.
AUGAGCAUCAUAACAUUUUCUGUAUCAAAGCACUCAAACCUUCUCCGCCUCCUCACAUACAAUACAUUCCUCCGCCGCCUCUCCACUGAACCGUUGCCGCCACCUCCAGAAUCACAACCACCGCAACAACAACAAACAGAACAAAAAACAUGUAACUAUGGCUCAAUCAUAACAGAAGUCCUACAACUCCUUCAGACCCCAGAAAAUGAAUGGAACACAACUCAACUCAAUCAACUUCUUUUCCCCGACUAUCCUCCUUCCUCUUCUCCUCGCCUUUUCUAUCAAAUCACCCGCUGCUUAUCUUCCUCUUCUCAAGCGCUCGAAUUCCUCAAUUACCUCCUAAGUAACUCCCCUUCUUCACCAGACACCCAAUCUUUACUCUCCUACACUUUCCAGGCCAUUUUCGAGCUCGCUGCUCGCGAACCCGAUUCAAAUGUUAAUCUCUCCCAGCUUUAUAAAACCUCGAAAAAGUUGGAUAUUCCUCUCACUGUCAAUGCUGCGUCGUUUCUCCUUCGCGCCUUUGGAAGGAGUGAAUCGAUGGAGGAAUCUCUCAAUUUCUUCAAUGAACUUGAACCAGCUAUUAAAAACACCCAUAUUCAUAAUGUUUGGCUGAGUGUUUUGUUGAGGUGUGGGCGGGUUGAAGAUGCAUUGAAGAUGCUCGAUGAAAUGUUUGAGUCAAAUGAGGAGUCUAAUUGUCAUCCCAACAAUGCUACGGGGGAUAUACUAUUUUCAUUUUUGUUGAAGAGAGAAAGAAAUGGAGGGUUUUUAAGUGAAGAGGAGAUUGCUAAUUUGGCGUUGAAGUUUGGCGAGCAUGGGGUUCUUAUUAGUUCGUUUUGGAUGAGUCAAUUGAUUACCAGGCUGUGUCGGAAUCGGAAGACUAAUAGAGCUUGGGAUCUUUUUACUGAAUUGAUAAAAUUAGGGCUUGUCUUGGAAUCUGCUACUUGCAAUUCAUUAUUGACAGGAUUAGCAAGAGAGGGCAAUUUUAAUAGAAUGAACGAACUAAUGGCAAAGAUGAUGGAAAUGGAUAUUCAGCCCAGUGUUGUUACUUUUGGGAUUCUUAUUAAUCAUAUGUGCAAGUUUAGGAGAGUCGAUGAUGCGUUGGAGGUUCUUGAAAAGAUGAGUGAAGGUAAGGAGAGGGGUGGCAUAAGUGUUUCAGUUGAACCGGAUGUUGUCAUCUAUAAUACGUUGAUUGAUGGACUUUGUAAAGUUGGAAGGCAAGAAGAAGGAUUGCGUUUGAUGGAACGAAUGAGAUCACAAAAGGGGUGCGCUCCUGAUACCAUUACAUACAAUUGCUUGAUUGAUGGGUUUUGUAGAGCUGGUGAGAUAGAGAAGGGAAAGGAGUUGUUUGGUGAGAUGAAUAAAGAGGGGGUUUCACCAAACGUUGUCACGGUUAAUACUUUGGUUGGUGGCAUGUGUAGAACUGGGAGAGUCAGUGGUGCAGUUGAAUUCUUUGUUGAGGCGCAAAGGAGAGGUUUGAAAGGAGAUGUGGUUACUUAUACUGCUUUGAUCAAUGCUUUCUGUAAUGUAAACAAUCUCGAGAAGGCAAUGGAACUCUUCAAUGAAAUGUUGAAAAGAGGAUGCCCUCCAGAUGCAAUUGUCUACUACACCUUGAUCUCUGGUUUUAGCCAAGCUGGAAGGAUGGAUGAUGCCAGUUUUCUCCUGUCAAAGUUGAAAGAGGCUGGGUUCCUCCCUGACACGGUGUGCUAUAAUGUUUUGAUUGGUGGGUUUUGCAGGACGAAGAAGUUUCAUAGAGUUUUUGAGAUGAUCAAGGAAAUGGAGGAAGCUGGAUUGAGACCUGAUACUAUCACAUAUAACACUUUGAUUGCUCAUGUCAGCAAAACUGGGCAUUUAAAGUUUGCCCACAGAUUGAUGAAAAAGAUGAUCAAGGACGGUGUGGUGCCAACUGUUGCUACAUAUGGCGCUCUAAUAAAUGCAUUUUGCUUAAAUCGAAAUGUGAAUGAAGCCAUGGAUAUUUUCAAAGACAUGAAAGCUGCAUCGAAGGUUCCACCAAACACUGUGAUAUACAAUAUCCUAAUAGACUCUUUGUGCAAAAACAAUAAAGUGAAAUCUGCUGUUUCGUUAAUGGAAGAUAUGAAAAUUAGGAGGGUGAAGCCAAAUACCACCACAUACAAUGCUAUAUUCAAAGGCCUUAGAGAGGAGAAAGAUUUGGAAAAAGCCUUUGAAUUUAUGAAUAGCAUGAUCGAGCAUGCUUGUAAUCCUGAUUAUAUAACCAUGGAGAUCCUCACAGAGUGGCUCUCUGCGGUUGGUGAAAUAGAGAGGUUGAAAAAAUUUGUUGCCGGAUUUGAAGUUUCUGGUUCAACUGCACAAAAUGCUUCUGUGAGGACGUGA